Messenger RNA from Solanum lycopersicum (tomato), 1061 nucleotides. RefSeq names its product ethylene response factor A.4 (gene ERF-A4). The record is from RefSeq and is a predicted model, not a curated record. Gene Ontology annotation, molecular function: DNA-binding transcription factor activity; DNA binding. Gene Ontology annotation, biological process: ethylene-activated signaling pathway; regulation of DNA-templated transcription. Lineage: Eukaryota; Viridiplantae; Streptophyta; Magnoliopsida; Solanales; Solanaceae.
UCCAUUUAACCUUUCACUAAGAAUGUUCUAAUUAAGCUUCCCCAGUUUUCUAUCUGUUCUCUUUUCUAUUUUUACUCUGAACAAUUUAAAUCAAAUCAUUAACAAUUAGAAAUAUGUUUGAAAAUAUAGAUUUUGAAAAUGAUUAUGCCUUUCUUCAAUCCAUUAAGCUUCAACUACUUGAAGAUUGGGAAUGGGAAAAUCCAUUAACAAGCUCAGAUAAUUCAAUCUCAACUUAUAGCCGAAACAAUAGUAUUGAGUCUAAUACUUUUUCUAAUGAGUUUGAUUAUUCGACUGACAAUUUAUCGAAUGAUUUUGAUUGUUUAACUGAUAAAUUCCUCUCCGAUUUGAUUAAUGAUAAUGGCUUUGGAUAUGGAUCGGAUCCUGUUAUUCCAAAUGUGAAAUCGGAGCCUGAAAUUUGGAAUUUCGCGGAAUUUGCGGCUGCGGCGGAAGUGAGAGUGGAACCACCAGCACAAUCUGUUGUGACAGCGCCGCCGCAGAGGCUGCCGACGGCGAGGCAUUAUCGAGGUGUGAGACAGAGGCCUUGGGGAAAAUUUGCGGCGGAAAUUAGGGAUCCGGCGAAAAAUGGGCAAAGAGUGUGGUUGGGUACGUAUGAGACGGCGGAGGACGCAGCGUUUGCUUAUGAUAAAGCGGCGUUUCGCAUGAGGGGUUCACGUGCAAUGCUGAAUUUUCCACUGCGGGUUAAUUCCGGUGAGCCGGAACCCAUUAGAGUUAGGUCGAAGAAGUCAUCAAUGUCGCCGGAAUGUUCUUCAUCGUCGUCGGAUAAUGCGCCGGGGAAGAGGAGGAAGAAGGUCCCUCAAGCGGUAUGAAAUGUGUCGGGUCGGUUUUUCUCACGGAUCAAAUGUUUGGGUUUGGAUAGUUUGGCAAGACGUAUGAAAUAAUCAUCAAUUCAAUCGUGAGAAAAAAAUAAUUUCGAAAUUAUUAUCGUUUCCUAUACAGUAUUAACUCCUAGAAUCGUUUGGUAUAAGGAAUAAGAUAUAAUAAUUUCAGAAUGAAAAUUUUAAUUUAUGUUUAAUGAAAGGUAUUACAUAAUCCUUAAAUUA